GAAACACCGGCACGUGUGGCUCGUGAGUUCCCAACUGAAGCUGUCGAAAUUCCAGACGCAGACAAACUUGUCAAGCAAUGGUCCGAGGGUGCGUCACCAAAGCGUCGCAGCUUCUUUCGACCACGCGAAUCACUCCUCGAGAUUCCAUCAAAUGUACUUUCACCACAGACGUUGAAGGGAGUUCGUCCCAAAUUGGAGGAUGUGCCUGAAAUGGACGAUGAACAGGAUUCUUUCGAAGAAAAUACAAAGAAAGUAACAAAUGUCACGAAACGUCGAGGGCUUCGUGCAUCGAACAAGUAG
Messenger RNA from Anisakis simplex (herring worm), 300 nucleotides. The record is from the annotation of a GenBank genome assembly. NCBI's taxonomy places the organism in Eukaryota, Metazoa, Nematoda, Chromadorea, Rhabditida, Anisakidae.